Molecule: messenger RNA, 851 nt
Organism: Symbiodinium pilosum
Lineage: Eukaryota; Dinophyceae; Suessiales; Symbiodiniaceae
Source: the annotation of a GenBank genome assembly
GUUGCCCGCGCUAUCAAGCGGCCGCCGCAAUACGUGACAAAGUUCUUCGGCAAUGACUUGGGCGCCCAGUCAACGUACACCAACAAGGAAGGAGAGGGAGAGCGUUCCAUUGUCCGGGGAGCCCAUCAGGUGGAGGAUUUGCGGACUUCCUUGGACAAGUUCAUUGAGAAGUACGUUUGCUGCGAGAACUGCCACUUACCUGAGAUCGACAUGUUCGUCAAGAAGGGCAUCAUUCAGGGUCGAUGCAACGCCUGCGGUUGGCAAGGUGAACUUGACAAUGUCGACAAGCUUGCGGCAUUCAUCCUCAAGAACCCUCCCGACGAGUCUGGAAUGGGGCUCGGCACAGUCGAUGUGGGAGGCAAGCGCAGCAAGAAGGAGAAGGGCCGCAAAGAGGAUAAGAAUGCGGAUGAAGACGACGAGGAUGAUGAUGACCAUUCUGGAAGCGGCAAACACGAGAAGAAGGAAAAGAAGGACAAGAAGGAGAAGAAAGAGAAAAAGGAGAAAAAGAAGAAGGAAGCCGACGACAGUGAUGAAGACGAGGAGAAGGAAAAGAAGGAGAAGAAGGAGAAAAAAGAGAAAAAAGAGAAGAAGGACAAGAAGGAGAAAAAGGAGAAGGAUCCGGACAAGGAGAAGAAGGAGAAGAAGGACAAAAAAGAGAAGAAGGACAAAAAGGAUAAGAAGGAGAAGAAGGAAAAGGAGGAGGAAGAAGACGAGGAUUCAGACAAGGAUGUGAAGAACCUCGCGCACGACGACGAGCAGACCAAGUCGGUGAUUGGCGUUCUGAAGGAGUUCGUGGAGAGCAAAGGAGGCAAGCCCAGCAAGGCCGACUUUUAUGAGGAGCUGCGUAUGCA